CACUCCCAUUAAUUAUCGUACCCUGGAGGCUCACGGCUCACGCUAGCCGAAAUUAGUCAGAUCUAAAUCUCGAGAUUUUGCAUUUCUUGAGCUUCGCUUUCCCAAAGUAAUUACCCAAUUUUGCUGAGUAAUCAAAGCAAGAGGAAACCCAUUUCCUAUGUCUCCAUAAUUCUCAAAGGAAAAGCUUGUUCAUCCUUUUUGGGUUAGAUUUUUGAUGGGUUUAGGUCUUUUGGUGUGAGAAAUAAAAUUUAUAUGCAAGAAGAGGGUUUCGCUCAAAAAUGCCUGUUUGGAGAUUUGGGUUGGUUUCAUGGGUCAACAGGAAAGUUGUUGAUCCUCUAAUUCAAAUAAUCAAGAGGGGCGCAGAGGCGAAGCAAUUGGCAUUCUCCACUGGGCUUGGCAUCACUUUGGGAAUGUUUCCUAUUUUUGGGGCUCCUGUAGUUCUGUCUGGAGUAGCUAUUGCAUUAUUAAGAAGUCGUUGCCAUGCUCCAAGCAUUAUGCUUGCGAAUUUUAUUGCCACUCCGCUUCAGAUAAGUCUGGUGAUACCUUACUUGCGGUUUGGUGAAAUCAUCUGUGGUGGUCCUCGUUUUCCAUUGACACCUGAUGCUUUGAAGAAAGUGUUGACUGGGCAAGCAUCCCGUGAAGUACUACUUGCUGUAUCUCAUGCAGUAAUAGGCUGGGUUGUUGCAGCGCCAUUCAUCCUUGGCGUGCUUUAUAUAGUAUUGGUGCCUUGUUUCAAGUAUUUGGUUAAAAAGCUUAGACCUUCUUCAAGCCCAGAGACAGAGCUCGAUUCACAUGAUGAGUUCAUGAUCAAGGUCAGGGAUGCCUAGCUUUUCGUGGUUAUUUUACAGAUCGAGAUCAAGGGUUUUCUAGCUUUCAAUGAUUUUACACAAAAGGAUUCAAAGCUUCAAACUUUCUAACUCCGUAUCUUAUGUAUUGACAUUGUUGCAUUUGUACACUAAAGAGAGUACGUCAUAGUAUAUAUGAUAUUUUCCUCUUCAAAUGCUUAUCUAUUCCAUUUUUAUGGAUGAAGUGAUUUAAUGCAGCCCUUUCCAGGGUAAGAGAUGAUAAGAGGUGUAAAGAUAUGCUAUUUGCAUAGUUGGAUAUGUUAAUGGUGGAAUUCUGUGA
Molecule: messenger RNA, 1125 nt
Organism: Asparagus officinalis (garden asparagus)
Lineage: Eukaryota; Viridiplantae; Streptophyta; Magnoliopsida; Asparagales; Asparagaceae
Exons: 5
Coding region: 279-827 (182 amino acids)
Cellular component (GO): intracellular membrane-bounded organelle
Source: RefSeq, a predicted model, not a curated record